UAAAUAUAUAGAAACUGAGGGAUUUGGACAAAGACUCAGGAAGUUUAUGAUAAGCGACCGAAUCCAUAUCAUGUGAAGUGAAGGAUGGGCGUGCUAGGUUUAUCUUCACUGAUAUACACCAACAAUAAUAUUUUUGAAAAGAUCCGACUUCAUGACACUCGACUCAUCAUUGAUGGCUCAAAUCUGUACCACAUUUUAUACAACAAUCAUGUGCCAAACGAGUAUGGUGGAAACUAUGACACUUAUGCAAACACGUGUAAAACCUUCUUCAGAACCCUCACGAAAUGUAAGGUGGAUGCGUACGUUGUCAUGGAUGGCGGUUAUGACCCAGAUGACCGAAAAUGGAAGACUGUCUUAAAACGUAAGGCAUCUAGAAUAAAAAGCGUUGGUACAAUUUGUGGCAGGAGCCCCAAAGAAACCACGGAUCAUGUUCUGCCGAUUUUGUGUGAAGAAACUUUCUACCAUGUCCUACGUGAGCUUCAGAUACCACACGUCGCGUGUCCAUAUGAGGCAAACAGAGAAAUAUCAGUAUUGGCCAAUAAGUGGGACUGCCCAGUUCUUAGUGAUGAUAGCGAUUUCUUUAUUUUCAAGCUGGAAAAUGGAGUUAUACCUAUCAAAGGAAUCGACUUGACAUUACGACCUCUCAAGACUCAAACGGAGCAGUCGGCCUUACAGGAAUCAGAGACUUCACCAACCGACCAGGAAGAUAUAUAUAUCUCCGUAAAAUGUUACCGAUAUAGCACAUUAAUUAAGACUAUCAAUGUUCCAUGGAAGUUCCUACCAAUUCUUGCUACAUUUAGUGGUAAUGAUUAUGUAGACCCCAGAAAUUUGGAGGGUUUCCACGAAGCGAUACGAUGGAAGCAUAGAAAUAAAGAGCUUAACCUGAGAGCAGCCAGUCCGAAAUUGAUGUCGGUCGUACAUUGGGCAAUGGGCAUACAAUCGGAAGAAUACGCUAUUAAUUACGUAUUAAAUCACGUUGAAAACCUAGCUCCCGUUGGGAAAUCAAAAUUGCGAGAUGCCCUUAGGAACUCUAUAGAUAGCUACACAGACAUCAGGAAUUUCGCUACCAUUGACUUGGUUAAGUUCUUCGAUGCAAACACAGAUGACGAAUCGAGACCAGAUCGGGGAACGCUGAUUGAUUACGUCACCAAGCAUCCAUUGCCAGCUUGGUUUUCGGAGAUGUUAAGAACCUGCGAAAUGGCAACUUUUCUGCAGAAUGUAGCUGUGAACCACAGAGUUAUCUUCAAUUGCCAGAUAGAACACUUGGCUAACCCGUCCACUUAUGAAUGCUCCCAGCACAUCAGAAGUGUCCUGUAUGGUUUAAUAACGCAAUUCAAAAGGCCCAAAUAUACAAGAUAUGAAAGGAAAACUUUUUUAACAAACGACAUAAGGAAAUUUUGCAUUGAAGAAAAUGACAGACUGGAAAACGAAAUGAUGAAAGUUCGUAUUAGGCCUACGUUUCGAAAUGUCCCGGGUAUUACCGGAGAGGAAAAUCAAAAAUUCAUUUUUGGCACUUUAGGACUAAAUUCUGAACUUGUCGAUUCUUUAACUGCCGACCCGUGUACCAAGUUCCUUAUAGGUGUCCUGCGCUUUUGGUGGACACAUGCAGAUCCAAAGAUUACAGAAAAUUAUUUGAGUUCCGCUGUUAUUGGUUUCAUUUCAUUGCACUCUCACUUCUUUCAAGAUAUGAAAUGUAGUCCGGAUGUUGGUAAAACAGUCAAACUACCAUGCUUAGUUCCAAGUAUCGUGAAAGCAAUCGAAGGCCAAGGAAAAACUCGGAUGAAUCAGUUUGCUAGUGAAAUAAAAAAACACAAAGACAAAAGUACCGAUCAAGCAUCACGGGACAACGAAGAAAUAACGAUUAUUCACGGCUUUUCACAGUUACAGACCUGCUACCUAAGCGCUUUGUACCUGAACCAGGCUCUGAUGUCUCCAGUUGACCUCCCCAGCCCUGGCGUUCUCUUCAAUUUUACGUUUAUGUUCAAUGUUUGCAAAAGCCUUGAGACUUUACAAAAUAACGACUUUUCAGACAUGUUCCCUUUGGAGUCACCGCUGCAUGAUUUGUUUAAGUCAUGGAAAACCGCUGUCACCGAGCUUGAAGACCGCCCGGCAGUUGACGAGAAAGUAAUAUACCAGAGAGAAAACAUGGAAAUACUCAGAUGUUAG
Mya arenaria is the source of this 2166-nucleotide messenger RNA. RefSeq names its product protein asteroid homolog 1-like. The record is from RefSeq and is a predicted model, not a curated record. The transcript is spliced from 2 exons. Lineage: Eukaryota; Metazoa; Mollusca; Bivalvia; Myida; Myidae. The coding region runs from base 85 to 2166 and encodes 693 amino acids.